AUGUCCUCGGCAACACCAACACCCCAGGAUUCUGGUCUUCCUGCGCCCGCAACACCGUAUAAAUCCUCGCCAUUGGCACCGAACACUUCAUCUUCGUCAAAACCUACUAUACUACACCUUGGUGACGAUAUUCGGUGGAACCAUGAGUUAUACACUGAGUUGAACAACAAGUUCAAUAUCGUACGGACGUACUCCAUGGGAAGAGAAGACUUCAAGAAAGCACUGCAAGAGAAAAGAUGGGGUGAUUUCGUAGGAAUGUACCGUCCCUUCUGGAACACAGGAGGAGAAAUGGGGAACUGGGACAAAGAACUCAUCGACCUCCUCCCCCAAUCCUGCAAGAUCUACGCCUCAGCCGGCGCAGGCUUCGACUGGGUUGACGUCCAAUACCUCGCCACCCACGGCACCAUAUACUGCAACAGCGCCUCCGCCUGCACCGAAUCCGUUGCCGACGCCGCCAUCGUCCUCAUCCUAUCUUGCUACCGCGCAAUCACCUGGUCCUUCCUUGCAGCACGUUCCGGCGACCCUGAUCAAUUCCGCAACGCAAACCAGAACAUCGCGGCUGUGACGCACAAUCCCAAUGGUAGUACGCUCGGUAUUGUGGGACUAGGUAGGAUUGGCAAAGGAGCUUCUACUGCAAGAAUGCUAGAAUACCUCAAAGAAGAUGGUUGGCAUGUGAUCGGGGAAACGGUACCGCGCGAAGAGUACGACGAGUUGCAUUACUUCGACAAGCAUAUUGAUAGCUGUCGUAAGGUGGUGAAGCAUGAUGUAAAGGAGGAAUGGCAGUCAUGUCCCUGUCCUCGUUUAUGCCUCACAGCCACUUACGAGUCUGCGCUUUCCACUGUGUUGGUCGAUGCAGGUGUCACCGAAGCACUUAACAUUAUCAUCUGGUCACACGCAUACUCCUUGCUACCGUACUCAACCUUCAUCCUCAAACGCUCUUUUCUCCUAGAAAGCGCGGUUAAGGGGUCGCCACGACGUCUCGGGCGGGUCCUAAAGAUGAAGAAGAAAAUCUUCGAUCUAGAGACUGAACCUGUGGAUAUUCGGGAUGCACAGAAUAGGUAUCCUGCAACAACCCUACCUUCGGAGCCCUGUGGACAGUUGGUCUCAUGUGUAGACCACGGUCAUCGGCGCAUUGGAGACAAGUAUACAUGGACGAUAACUCUCAACACUGACGGUAUCCGUCAACCGACCAAGUCCACUAUCCCAACCACCUAUGCAAGCUUCCGAAUCAAGCCUAUACUCUUCCUUCUACCUGGUGAAGAUAACCACGGGAGACUCAGACACACCCCAUCUCACUACAGGGUUUUCAUCAAUCUAAUUGCAGCCCCGUGUUUGAAGCACGAGUACUUUGUCGAUCCUACAGAUUAUGGGAACCCUGCUCACAUUAUCGUUCCAUGGCGGUAUGGUGAUAUUAGUUUUGCCCAGCUCGAGGCUCUGGAGGACGAAGAAAAGCCACCAGGGUGGACAACGAAUGACUUACCUAGCCUGAGGCAUGGGUGGGAGAAGUUUGGAUGCGAGGUACCUGUUGGUUGGAAGUGGUACGAUGAUGAGAUUGAAGGGUUGCUGAGGGCGCGCUGGGAUGGAGAUAGUCAGCUAGACGGAGCAGUCCAUGCAGAUUGA
Molecule: messenger RNA, 1620 nt
Organism: Alternaria atra
Lineage: Eukaryota; Fungi; Ascomycota; Dothideomycetes; Pleosporales; Pleosporaceae
Exons: 4
Coding region: 1-1620 (539 amino acids)
Cellular component (GO): cytosol
Molecular function (GO): hydroxypyruvate reductase [NAD(P)H] activity; NAD binding; glyoxylate reductase (NADPH) activity
Source: RefSeq, a predicted model, not a curated record